Messenger RNA from Microthlaspi erraticum, 543 nucleotides. The record is from the annotation of a GenBank genome assembly. Lineage: Eukaryota; Viridiplantae; Streptophyta; Magnoliopsida; Brassicales; Brassicaceae.
AUGGCGGCCGAGAAUUCUUCAAACGGUAUCGACGUCGACGCUUAUGAUGUCAUGUCGGUUUCGCCGGAGAUGCUGCUGCUGGCGCCUGGCGGCGCCGUUAUCUCCAAGUUUACCUCCCAUGUGACAUAUACAAUCGAUGCGACGAGAGGUUUGGCUUAUCUCUCCGGCAACAUCAGCCCUGAGAUCAUUCUUAGGUUUCGAAAAGCGAAGAAACAUGCUGAGUUAAUCCACUUGGAUUAUGGUCACGUUAAUCCUCCUCCCCACAAUCCUGCAAACCCAUUUGAAAUCGUACCUAUUACUUACAACUAUCCAGAUCCACGGCUAACGUCUCCCUAUCCAUCGCCGAUGUAUCAGCCGACGGCGCCAGUGGCUCCUAUGACGCAGUACAUGUACUACCGUCAAAAUCCCUAUAUGGAACAACCUCCUGUGGCGUCUCCGUAUUACCAUUAUCCGUAUUACGCACCGGAGAUGAUGUAUUCUCCGCCGCCGCAGCUACCGACGCGAGACGGCGUUACCGGCGAGCAACAGUGCCGGAUAAUGUGA